Molecule: messenger RNA, 2922 nt
Organism: Opisthorchis viverrini
Lineage: Eukaryota; Metazoa; Platyhelminthes; Trematoda; Opisthorchiida; Opisthorchiidae
Exons: 14
Coding region: 32-2533 (833 amino acids)
Biological process (GO): transmembrane transport; chloride transport
Cellular component (GO): Golgi apparatus; early endosome; synaptic vesicle
Molecular function (GO): voltage-gated chloride channel activity
Source: RefSeq, a predicted model, not a curated record
CUUGUUUCAUGCAAACCAUCGAGUUGUAUUAAUGCUUCCUGAUUCCCUGAACCCGUUUGCUGAUCCACACACCUUCCCAAGAACCACCUCUUUUGAUCGGCCCCAGCCCCACUCAUCCACAGAUGUAUCUCCAGCAGUCGCCAGGAGCCAAAGGAACGUUAGCAGCACACCGAUUGUUCUAUCGUCCUCUGAAACUGUUCUCAACGAUGAUUCGGUAGAGCAGACAGUACCAGGAACAUUCACCUUGGGAGAUCGGGGGAAGUUGAAUGUCAAUCAAAAGAAAGCACUUGGACAACAGGGAUCCGUUCCUGAUCAUGGCACCCCUAAUCGCGUUCCACAUUCUACUGUGGGCUACUAUGAGGAUUUCGAGACUAUCGAUUGGGUGAAAGAUAUUGCUCGGGACCGCUGUAGGCAUCGUGAGCUACAUGCUGGCCGAAAAACUUUUUUGGGUUGGCUGCGAUGCUAUUGGGAUUCGGGAUCCGGAUGGUUUUGUGUUCUGUUCGUCGGUUUAAUCACUGGCAUUAUCGCCUGCCUCAUUGACAUUGGGUCUACGUGGAUGUCGGAUUUGAAAGAGGGCGUGUGUUUGGAAGCGUUCUGGUUCAAUAGAGAACAAUGCUGUUGGUCAUCCAACCACACGAAUGGAGUAUGCGAGCAGUGGUACACUUGGUCCCGUCUAUUUUUGGACAAAGACCCAACGGGUGCGAAUCCUGAGGCCUACUUCGUCGGGUAUCUUUUCUACGUUCUGUUUGCCCUUCUCUUCUCCGUGGUUUGUGUGCUUCUGGUACGAAUGUUCGCACCGUAUGCUUGUGGCAGCGGAAUUCCUGAAAUUAAAACUAUAUUGGGUGGUUUCAUCAUCCGUGGCUACCUGGGCAAAUGGACUCUGCUCAUCAAAUCUGUCGGUAUGAUUCUGGGCGUGGCAGCUGGUCUAUCAUUGGGUAAAGAGGGUCCCAUGGUUCAUAUGGCAUCGUGUGUGGGCAACAUACUCGCCUACUUCUUUCCAAAAUACGGGAGAAACGAGGCUAAGAAGCGUGAGAUUUUGUCGGCUUCAGCAGCGGCUGGAGUCGCGGUGGCUUUCGGGGCCCCAAUCGGUGGUGUCCUCUUCUCUCUGGAGGAGGCUAGCUACUAUUUUCCAAUGAAGACUAUGUUUCGCUCCUUUUUCUGCGCCAUGGUCUCGGCCAAUGUGCUGCGUAUGCUCAAUCCGUAUGGAAGCGAUACGAUGAUUAUGUUCUCCGUGGACUACAAAGCCCAAUGGCAUAUACUGGAACUUCUCCCGUUCGCUUUCCUCGGAUUGCUUGGCGGAAUUUUCGGGACCAUCUUCAACAGAAUGAACCUGUUCAUCUGCCGUUUACGUAAAUCCACUUGGCUUGGACGUUACCCUGUUCGUGAGGUUCUAAUUGUCACCUUGGUAACGGCUGUCGUGUCCUUCCCGCACGUCUACCUCCGCAUGAACACUAGCGAAUUGAUUCGACUCUUAGUCACCCAGUGCAGUCCGGAUGAUGAUAUGUCGAUUUGCGAUUACCGCAUCAAUGUCAGUGACCCAGUAGGAAAAGUUUUGGGAAUUUAUCCAGCCGGUCCCUCCAUGUCGACUGCAAUGGCCCUACUAGUGACUGCACUGCUACUCAAGCUUCUCCUGACGGUAUUCACCUUUGGCAUCAAAGUUCCAACCGGCCUGUUCAUUCCUUCCCUGGCUGCUGGUGCCAUAAUGGGCCGUAUGCUAGGCGUCGCCAUCGAACAGCUUGUCGUCACCAACGCCAACCAUCCGUUCGUCACUAGGAUGUGUAAAUCUUCUCAACCGUGCAUCAACCCCGGUCUGUAUGCCAUGGUGGGAGCAGCCGCCACUUUGGGUGGCGUGACCCGCAUGACCAUUUCUUUGGUGGUGGUCAUGCUGGAACUGACAGGCGGUUUAAAUUACAUCAUUCCACUGAUGGUAGCAGCCAUGGUUAGCAAGUGGACAGGUGAUCGGCUCACCAACGGUAGUAUCUACGAGGAGCACAUUCGUCUAAAUGGAUAUCCGUACUUGUGUGGACAUGAUGAGCUGGAACAUACUUGGAUUGCGGCCGACGUCAUGCAGCCAAGUGACCCCGACUCUCCACUUCUUGUCCUCACGCAAGAUGGCAUGACGGUAAAGGAUUUAGAGGCUUUACUUUCUCUGUCGGAUGUUAAAGGCUUCCCGGUUGUGGUAUCACAACACUCCCUCUACUUGGUGGGUUGGGUAACGCGACGUGAUUUGCGUUGGACUCUCGAUCGUGAACGCCAGUUAGAUACUAAUAUCGUGGAAGACUCGCCCGUUUAUUUCGUAUCCUCAGCUGACAUUGCACCGGAUGAUUCUGAUCUUCCCCAACUCAAUUUGCACAGCAUUGUUGACCUGUCCCCGACGACUGUAACAGACCAGACACCAAUGGAUACCGUUUUGGACUAUUUCCGUAAAUUGGGUCUACGCCAAAUUCUAGUAACACACAACGGUCGUUUGCUGGGUAUCCUGACGAAAAAGGACGUCCUUCGACACUUUCUUCGUUAUUCCCGUGUAAUUUAAUCGUCUCAGUCAUUCAUACUGAUUUCAUAUAACUUGAGUUCUUCAUAUUCUUCCAUGUUUUCAUCUACUCUGAUCAUAUAUGUCCGUCCGUUCUUCAUCCGAAUUUUCACCGUAUUUCUUUUUUUUCAUCUGCCGUGUGGUUUGGUGUACAACUGAGUGUUGUUUAAACUUUAACAAAGCGAUGCUGUCGAAUCCCAUAUUUCAUUUUUUUUUGCACAUUCUUUGUAGUUGUCUCUGAGAGCCUCAACUUCUAAUCACCUUGUUCUACUGCUCAACCGCACCUACUGGCUACUUCCAUACCGGCAUUCACUGAACACACCACAGGAUGAUGUCAACCAGGCAGUUACACCAAGUCCAACAGGCUUGCCUAAAAAACCGUCCCGUUAGAG